Messenger RNA from Pneumocystis jirovecii RU7, 645 nucleotides. RefSeq names its product mitochondrial 54S ribosomal protein YmL16. Gene Ontology annotation, biological process: translation. The transcript has 2 exons. The record is from RefSeq and is a predicted model, not a curated record. NCBI's taxonomy places the organism in Eukaryota, Fungi, Ascomycota, Pneumocystomycetes, Pneumocystales, Pneumocystaceae. Gene Ontology annotation, cellular component: mitochondrial large ribosomal subunit; ribosome. The coding region runs from base 1 to 645 and encodes 214 amino acids. Gene Ontology annotation, molecular function: rRNA binding; structural constituent of ribosome.
AUGUCUAGGAAAAAAAAAAUCUUCAAAAAUAUCCAAAAAGUGCUUUUUUUACAUAAAUUUUCAACUUUUUCUUUUCAAAAUUCACAUAUUGGAUCAAAACCUUUAUAUCUGACUGAGAACACAAAAUUACAUAUUAUAGCUCCUACAGAACAUUUUAAAUUCAAGAAAGUAAUUGUUGAAGGCCCAAAAGGCACCUUGUCGUUAUUAUUUCCUCCAUACAUUAAAAUUAAUAAUGACUCUUCAAGCAACAAAGUGGUAGUUUCAGUAGAAGAGCCAACAAUUAAAAAACAACGCUCUAUGUGGGGAACAGCGCGGUCACUUCUUUCAAAUAUGAUUAUAGGAGUAACAAAAUAUCAUUUCGUAACACUUCGUUUGGUAGGCGUUGGAUAUAAGGCAUCCAUUGAAGAUGGGGGGUUUUUGUCUCUAAAAAUCGGGUUUUCUGUUCCAAUUGUGCUAAAAAUCAAAGAAGGAGUUUCAGCAACAUGUCCACAGCCUACACAGAUUAUUUUGCAUGGAUGUGAUAAAGCAGUUGUUACUCAAUUUGCAGCAAGUAUUAGAAAAUGGAGAAAACCCGAACCGUAUAAAGGCAAGGGAAUAUUCAUUAAUGACGAAACAAUUGUUUUAAAAUCUGUAAAGACUAAAUAA